AUGAAUCGGUUUCCGAAUCUUUUUCGUAUUGAGGCUGAAAAAACAUGCUCGAUUGCUUCUCGGUAUAACAGUCCGCUGCAGUCGUUUUCGGGGUGCUGGAGGUGGUCUCGGAACUUGAUCUCGGAUGUUGAAAGGAGUGAGUGGUCUGAUUUCUUGUCUCUUUUGAAUCCGCUGAAGCUUUCGUGCAGUGAGGAUAAGUGGUGUUGGAUAGGAGGUAGUGCUUCUAUGUUCUCGGUUGCUGCUGUUAAAUGUUUUCUGAGAAGCAAUGUUGAUUUUAGCAGUAAUUACGUGUUCAAAUGGUCCAAGUGGGUGCCGAAGAAAGUCAACAUUUUGGCUUGGCGGGCUCAAAUGGGUCGGAUUGCUACGGUCGAUGCGCUGGCCAGACGCAACUGUUUCAAUGGUGACGAGAGCUGUGUUUUGUGUGGUGAUGGUCAGGAAACAGCGGAUCAUCUUUUCCGAUCUUGUGCGGUGGCUUCGGAGGUCUGGUUUCUUGUUAGCCGGUGGUGUAAAAUUAGCCCAAUUUUCGCCUUUUCGUUAGAAGAUUUGCUGGAAGUUCAUGAUUUCUCAGGUUUGGGCGGUAAAGCGAAAGAUAUUUUAAAGGGUAUUGUCAUGGUCGGUUGGUGGUGUAUUUGGAAAGCGAGGAACGAUAGAAGAUUUUCUAAUAAGUAUAGUUCGGCCGCUAGUAUAGUUCAAGAUAUUAAGGCGCUUGGGUACUUGUGGUAUAGCAAUAGAUCUAAGGAUAGGGAGGUCUCUUGGGAGAAUUGGUUCUCUUUUUCUUUUAUGUAA
This is a messenger RNA of Helianthus annuus (common sunflower), 786 nucleotides long. RefSeq lists its product as uncharacterized. Bases 1 to 786 code for a protein of 261 amino acids. Lineage: Eukaryota; Viridiplantae; Streptophyta; Magnoliopsida; Asterales; Asteraceae. The record is from RefSeq and is a predicted model, not a curated record. The transcript has a single exon.